This is a messenger RNA of Oryzias melastigma (Indian medaka), 2427 nucleotides long. RefSeq names its product transmembrane 7 superfamily member 3 (gene tm7sf3). NCBI's taxonomy places the organism in Eukaryota, Metazoa, Chordata, Actinopteri, Beloniformes, Adrianichthyidae. The transcript is spliced from 13 exons. The record is from RefSeq and is a predicted model, not a curated record. The coding region runs from base 777 to 2126 and encodes 449 amino acids.
GUGGGAGAAGGGUAGAACAUGCUUCCUGCUUCUUCUCUUGUGUUUAAAUGUAAGAGUGUGUGGCUUCUUUGGAAAUGGAUGGGUUCUAAAUAUCGCGAGAUUUGACACAAGAGCAUCACCGAGGAGCCGCAGCGGGAGAAGGAGGUCAGCAGGAAAGGACCACCGAGGCUCGGCAUGCCGCUUUCGCCUUUCCCGCUCAAAGAGCUGCUCUGCUGCGGUUUUCCUCAUGAUUUUAACGAAAGAAAAGUCAAAUAAAUUGUCUGUCACUUAAACGGAGCGGAAGGAGAUGGUUUUGUGGGUCUGCUGCGCGCUGCUGCUGCUGCAUGUCCAGUUGGUGAGGGACGUUGGAGCUCAAGUAGAGAAUGGACCACAAUCAGCCACCUAUCAGCUGCUGCUAUCAGCAAGGACGGGCACCCUCACUGUGACACUUCAGGAGAAGCUGCAGCACUUAUGCAAUUGGCCCUAAGAGGCUGGGAGUUUGUUUCUUUCACGGGCUUUUGAGGAGGAAGGAUCGGGUAACUUUCCUGCCGGGGACAUUCCAGAACGUGAGCAUCUCGCAGAAUGAGACGGUGCAGGCCGUGGUGUCCAGGAUCCUCCCGGAGGUGGCCUUCAUCACGCUGCAGUUCCACACGCAGCACCGCAACGCCACGCUCUCCUACAGCAGGGUGCCGGAUCAGAGCAGCUCUCUGACCGGGGUGGACUCGGGGCUCCUGUCAGCUCUGGAGCCGAGCCAGACCACGCUGUCCUUGUUCCUGUCCUCCCCCGACAGCGAGGCCAUGGCGGGCACCGGCGUCAUCCUCCUCUACUCCGGCUCUGAUCCAGUUCCUGGAGCCUGUAACUCAGAGUUCAGCCUGGAGGUGGACCCAAAUGUCUACAUACAUUACAACCUCUACGAGACCACCGUCCGCUUCGCGCCGGCCAACCUAGGAUACGAGAGAGGUCAGACUCCUCCGGCCUGCGAUGAGUCGACGGACACCAACACUCGCUGGCGGCUGCAGUACGACGUCUACCAGUACUUCCUGCCAGAGAACGACCUGUCGGAGAGCAGCCUGUUUUCCGGGCUUCAGGCUGUGGCGGAUGUCCAACAGAUGACAGCAAUCGGCAAACGGGUCAUGACCCUGCUGUCCACAGACAAGUCCACGUCCGUGUUCAACUCCAUCCCCGGUCAGGGCGUCAUCUACUCGGUGAUCGUCAGGGACCCGCUGCUGAACACCUCCUCCUCCUACGUUCCCGCCCACACCUACGCCUGCAGCUUCACCUCCACCCUGGACGGCUGUCAGACGCUCGGGAAGGUCUCCACUAAGGUCUUCUUCACCAUCAGCGGCCUGGCCGGCCUGUUCGUCUGCUUCUUUGGACAUCGCUUCUUCAAAUGUGAACUCUUCUGCAUGGGCUUCAGCUUCUCCGCGUUCUUCUUCUUCGUCCUCAUCACCAGAACCACCGACCUCCACUACGACGAGCGCCUGGCGGUGUCGGCCGUGCUGGGCGUGGUGGGCGGAGUCCUCCUGGUGAUGAGCUGGUGGCGCUUCGGCUCGGUCAUGGCGUGCGUGGUGGUGGUGGGCCUCAUGCUGGGCUUCCUGGUGGCCUCCGUGGUCCUCUUCACGCCGUUAGGUGACCUGGACGCCUUCAGGAACUCCGACGCCGUCUUCUGGGUGACCUUCUGCUGCAUCAUGCUGGUGGUGCCACUCUUCUUCCUGCGCUGGCCCAGAGAGGGGAACAUCUGCACGUGCGGCGUGGUGGGCGCCUACGCCGUGGUUCUGGCCAUCAACGCCUACGUCUACACCAGCCUGUCCUUCAUCACGCUCAACAUCCUCAAACGGCUGCUCAACACCAACUUCAGCGCCGCCUUCACCGACGUGCCCUUCCAGACCGUCGACUACGUCCUGAUCACGGCGUGGGUGGUGCUGGGCGUGUGCGGGAUGGUGCUGCAGCUGUACCGCGAGCGCGCCCGCCCCUUCUUCCCCCCCAGCCCGUACCUGAUGUGGCAGCAGGAGCGCGAGCGCCGCAAGACCAACGUGCUGGACCCCAGCCACCACUUCCCCUCGCUGCCCAGCCGCCUGCUGGAGCGGGCGCGGCAGCUCACCAGGCGGAGGGAGCCGGCGGGGGAGCACACGCCUCUGCUGCUGUAAACCCCGCCCCCUCAGUGGGGAGGGUUGGACCCUUAGAGGGAGGAGCCUGGUUUGAUCACUCUCAUCGAGCCGCUUUUCUCCUUCACAAUCUACUGGAAUUACCCGAUGGCGAGGAGUGAUCCAACACAAGCCCCUCCCCUCCCACCGGAGGAACCAGACUGACUUUUAGGCUCCGCCUCUACAAGCAUUUGCAGAUCUCAUGUUGAUGCAAAUGAAAGCAGACACUGUUCAAAUGAAAUCAGGACAUUUCUGAGCUUUGUAAUUUAAUGUUUUGAUAUUUAAUAAACUGCCUUAAGUUUCA